UUUUAUGUGUAGCAUCUAGUUUGAUAUGGCAAAUUCGGUGGUAUGGGAAGUCCAAGAGCUGCUGAUUGCUUUGAUAUUUCAAACCAUUCUCUAAUUCACAAAGUGAGUGAGGAGGAUAACAAACUUGGCAUUGGGAAGCAAUUCCCAGGAUUGAAUCUGAAAGCACUGAACAAUCCAAACCUGUAUGCAGCGGAGAAGGAAAUAUAUUUGGGUUCAUUGUGUCACGUUUCACACGCAGCAAAACCAUGGCAAUUUUGCAUGGUCUUGUUGAAAAAUGGAAAUUAUGACACUAAAUCUGGGCUUUGUCCUGAAAAUGGUAAAAAGGUACCACCAUUUAGUCCAGGAAGAUUUCCAUGUUUUGGAAGUGGAUGUAUGAAUCAGCCAAUCUUGUACCAUCAGCCCACAAGUUUGGAUGGAAAGGACACAAUGAAAGGAGGUUUUAAUUGUACUUAUGAAUUAGAUGGAAAUUCUUACUUUGAGGUUGCCUGGGAGAAAAAAUUUGGUUCAGGGAGUUGGGAUUUUGCUCAUAAAUUAAGGACCUUGAAAAAAUAUCCAUGGCUUAUGUUGUAUCUAAGAGCCGAUGCAACCAAGGGAUACUCCGGUGGCUACCAUUACGACACUAGAGGAAUGCUCAAAACUUUAAGUAUUAGAAAUCCCAGUUUGAUUAUGUCCAAUUUAAUGCUAAAUUUUCACUUUUUAUUUUGUGAAAUUUGGGUACUUCGCAUAAUCCAUUUCGAGGUCGAUCUUACGUGUGAGUUUUCUGAAUCAUCAAAACUAAAUUUCCAUACUCGAUCUGAGACAAGCUUCUCUGUGGCGAUCGUGAAGGUUGAAUUUACCUAUUGCAUUCAAAAGAUAGGUGCAGGCCAAGAAGAAAGUAACAGGAAGGAUUUUUUAGAGCUAGCCAACCCAACGGUUUGA
Messenger RNA from Olea europaea var. sylvestris, 918 nucleotides. RefSeq lists its product as uncharacterized. The transcript is spliced from 2 exons. The record is from RefSeq and is a predicted model, not a curated record. NCBI's taxonomy places the organism in Eukaryota, Viridiplantae, Streptophyta, Magnoliopsida, Lamiales, Oleaceae. The coding region runs from base 43 to 918 and encodes 291 amino acids.